GUUGCUGGCUGGUUUGGAUUGUUCUACAGCAGUAGAGUCUGGGAUUUUCCACCAAUACUGUUUCUGCGAUGGGUUCAGAGAAACAUUAUUAUUCUAUUUUUUUCCUUUGUACAUCUUCUUCUUUUUGCCUCAAAUUAUAUAUCUCUAUCUUGGUGGUGUUUGUCCUGAGAGCCUGUGCAAACAAAGUAGAUGAGGAAGAUUAUGAGGACACAAUGUUAAAUAGAACGUGGGUCCUGGCACCAAGAAUCCAUGAGAGUGAUGUGACCAAUAUUCUGAAUAACUUACUGAAAGGAUAUGACAACAAACUUAGACCAGAUAUUGGAGUGAGACCAACAAUGAUUGAAAGUGACAUCUACGUGAACAGCAUUGGACCAGUUGAUGCGAUUAAUAUGGAAUAUACAAUUGACAUUUUUUUUGCUCAGUCAUGGUAUGAUAGCCGAUUGAGGUUUAAUGGCACAAUGAAAGUUCUCAUGCUAAAUAGCAACAUGGUUGGUAAAAUCUGGAUCCCAGAUACGUUUUUCCGAAACUCAAGAAAGUCAGAUGCUCACUGGAUAACAACACCAAAUCGAUUGCUGCGAAUUCAGAAUGAUGGCAAAAUAUUGUACACACUGAGAUUAACCAUCAAUGCUGAAUGUUACCUCCAGCUUCAUGAUUUUCCUAUGGAUCAUCAUUCUUGCCCAUUGGAAUUCUCAAGCUAUGGGUAUCCAAAAAAUGAAAUUGAAUAUCGCUGGAAUCAUAAUUCAGUUGAGCUCGCUGACCAGAGACAUUGGCGACUUUACCAGUUUGCAUUUGUUGGAUUAAGAAACAUGACGGAUGUAAUGCACACACAGUCAGGAGAUUAUGUUGUAAUGAAAUUAUUCUUUGACCUAAGUAGAAGAAUGGGCUACUUCACUAUUCAGACCUACAUACCUUGCUCACUCACAGUUGUCCUGUCAUGGGUAUCAUUCUGGAUCAAUAGAGAGGCAGUGCCAGCAAGAACAUCAUUAGGUAUUACCACAGUUCUAACCAUGACAACACUCAGUACAAUUUCCAGAAAGUCGCUGCCAAAAGUGUCCUACGUGACUGCCAUGGAUCUCUUUGUGUCUGUUUGUUUUCUGUUUGUCUUUGCUGCCCUCAUGGAGUAUGGAACUCUACAUUAUUUUAGCAGCAAUAGAAAAAGCAGCCAAAAGAAGAAGCAACAAUCCAAACAAACAAAAUCACCUGUUAUUAAUGUCCGCCCAGGAUCAACAUUGAUUCAGGUGAACAACAUCUUACACGUACAAGAACAUGAUGACUACGGUUAUGAGUGUUUGGAUGGCAAAGACUGUAGCAGCUUCUUCUGUUGCUUUGACGAAUGCCAUACAGGAGCUUGGAGGCAGGGCCGAAUACAUAUCCGUAUCACGAAAAUCGAUUCUUACUCUAGAAUAUUCUUCCCGACAGCAUUUGGUCUGUUCAAUUUGGUUUAUUGGAUCGCAUAUCUUUACCUAUAAAAAUAUCAUUAGUGGCAUAAGACGAGGAUGAAUAAAUCAGCAGUGGUAGAAUUUUAGCCUAUACAUUGUUUGACUGUGUUGGUCAUAAAAAUGAAAUAUUAUUUAACACUUUCAGAAAAAGAAAAAAAUAAUGUGAAAAAAUCAAUUUUAUCAUUAAGUCUGGAUUAGUUAACUUGCUGCCAAGUGUACAGCUUACCUUGAAUUCUUGUGUCAUAUACAUAACUCAUGCACAUUUUCAAAUAUUGAUAUUUUUCAAGAUGUACAUUUGAUAAAAUACAAACAUUUAUAUCCAUUUUAAGACAUGCAUUUUUGUCAUAUGGCGGACAACAGAUUGAUAGGGCAGUAUCAACACAAAUCAGUUAUCAAGGACAAACCUGCAUAAAAUUCAAUCAAUCGUUCUUUAGAGAACACUAAGUUUUGAAAACAAAAUAGAACUAAAUCUAAUCUAAACUGGAACACCAAAUGUUAUCGGCUUUUAAGCCCAUUUUCUGCUCAUUUCAUUUAUUGCAGUUGAUGAACAAUUGUGGUGUUGACCAAAAUUAUAAAAUCAACUAUCCUCUCCUACUGAUUUUUUUUACUGUAGUGCGCGGAGAAGUGCAUUGUCAUUUUAGUAAACCUGCUCAAUGCCUGGGAAAUCGUAUUCAGUCUAAAUUAUGUGAUUUAUGAAAAGGUAUUCACAGAUGAUAUAUAAAAUUCAACGUAACAGCUAAUUUUGACCAUUGUAAAAUACAUUUUGAUGUUAUCAUGAUUUCCUGAUCAUGUUUGCAUUUCAUAAAGAUUAAGUGCACUUAACAUCAAUGUGAUCUUGGUCAGCAAGUUGUGAUAUGAUAUAAAGGUAGCAGCCAAUCUUGGAUGUUGUAAUAGUGAAAGGGAUGUAUAUCCCACAGGCACCAAAUCAUUUCUUACCCCAGAGAGACAUUGCCAGUGUUCUAUUUGGUGAAUUUUGCAUUUCAAUUAGAUCACACAGUUUGCAUCAAUCUAACGCUGCUUCAACUGUGUACAGUGCAAAUUGUGUAUUGUAGAUCACUAAUAAAGAUGUUAGAUUAUACAACAUAAUUAAGUUCCUCCAGUCUAGCAGCAUGGCCAAGUUCCAUACAUUCAUUGCAGAAGAGGUACUGCUCUACAUGUUAUAGAUCAAUGUUCCAACACCAUAAGUACAUUCUAUCAUUAGUAACAAAAACGGCAGUUGAAAAUAAUUAUUUAAUUUUGAAAUUAAAUUAAAAAAUAUACAUGCAGAAAAAUUACGUACAUUCAAUUAUUAACAUACUCUCAAUGGAAGAACAAUAUCGAGGGGUAUAUUACAAAGUGGAUACUGGCUUUUUAUAUCUAAUAAAAAUCCCAGUAUUGCCCAUUUCUGAUCAUCAUAUUAAAGGAAGUGAGCAAUAAUAAAUUAAAAUAUGUUUUCUUUUGGUGCACAAUGCACCCACAUUUGUGUGAAUGCAAGUAAAUAAAUUAAAUAUCCUGAUUAAAUAAUAUUACAUUUAUAUAGUCCCAUUUAGUAUUUAAACUCAGUAUUAAAUCUAACGAAUUAAGUGACUGACCUUUCAUAAUAAUUAAUAUAAGCAUUUCAACCAAUAUGUGGUAUAUGCUAAGCUUUCACAUGUUGACAUAAUACAGUGAAUGUCAUUAGAAUUUUAUACAACAAAUGUUAUAUUUUACUAUACAAGUUAUCACCAGCUUUUUAAUUUCUUCCAACUUUCAUCUUCCUUUCCUGAGCAUUCAGAAGAUAGUAGAAGUUAUUUUAGAGAGCAUUAAAUGAAAAUAGCAUCAGAUUAAAUGGUGCUGCCAGUCCACUUUUAUUCACAGUGUUCCUGAUCUAUCCAUUGCUAAACUUAUCAUAAAGCAGAAUAUUUAUUGACUUUAUGUACCAUACUUCCACAUCCUAUACUAUGUUCUCUACUAAAAGAAGUAAAGAGAGAGGAACCGAAAACGUACCCAUGGAUCUAGAAAGACAGCCUUUUCUCUCCUUUUAAUUUUGUUAAUGUAAACUGCUACUCACGGAAAAUAUCGGCAAUCUAUUCCACCAGCAAACUUACUGAUUUAAAAGUAUCCUAAACUCAAGCUGAAAGGGAACGU
Molecule: messenger RNA, 3545 nt
Organism: Amblyraja radiata (thorny skate)
Lineage: Eukaryota; Metazoa; Chordata; Chondrichthyes; Rajiformes; Rajidae
Gene: gabrg1
Product: gamma-aminobutyric acid type A receptor subunit gamma1
Exons: 9
Coding region: 69-1469 (466 amino acids)
Biological process (GO): gamma-aminobutyric acid signaling pathway; chloride transport; monoatomic ion transmembrane transport
Cellular component (GO): membrane
Molecular function (GO): GABA-A receptor activity; extracellular ligand-gated monoatomic ion channel activity
Source: RefSeq, a predicted model, not a curated record